GGCCCACAUUGUUUCAUAUGAUCUCAUCAGGUCAGCUGUGCACUCACAUUCCAAAUGAGCACAGCUUUUUCCUACUGCAUGACUUUCAGCUUUCCCAGAUAACUACACAGACCUGAAGUUUUUAUUCCUCCUACAGAAGCUCUUCAUAUAGAGGCAAAGAGGAACUUUUAGUCAGCUCUGCUUUAGGGCAGUCCUCAUUCACUAUAAAUUCAGCUCCCUGAAUCCCUCUGGAGGCCCCAUUUGGAAGAGUGGAAGGGAGAACACUGCUUUUUAAAGGUCUCAAGGGGUUACCCAGGAACAGCACACUGAGGAAGUAAGACCUGUGCCUAAAGAUCAGCAGAACACAUCCUGUGCUACAGUCCCUGGGAGACCAAGCGUGCCAGAACCCUUUGCUUGAAGGAAAAUGAUGUCCACUCAAUAUACCAACAACAAAAGAGGAGACCCAAGGAAGUCAGAACUCAGAAUGGUCCUUGUGGGCAAAACAGGGGCUGGGAAAAGUGCCACAGGAAACACCCUCUUGGGGAGGAGAGAAUUUAAGUCCAAGUGCUCAGCAGGGUCAGUCACCAAGGUCUGUAGGAAAGCCUGGACCAGUAGGAAUGGAAGGAGCAUCUCUGUUGUUGAUACUCCUGGCAUUUUUUACACUGAUGCUCCAGAGCAAGAAAAUUUGAAUGAAAUAGCUCAUUUCAUGGCACUAUCCUCUCCAGGACCACAUGCUAUAUUAUUGGUGUUACAUGUGGGUCCUUUCACUCAUGAGGAGAAGACAGCCAUUGAAAGUCUUUUUAAGAUUCUAGGACCUGAAGCUGUGAAGUUUUUGAUCAUUUUAUUCACUGGAAAAGAUAAACUAGAAGACAGUAUAGAGGAUUACUUAGAAACUAUUCAAGACUCAUACUUCAAGGACUUGUUGAAGAAGUGUGAAAAUCGAUGCUGUGCAUUUGACAAUAAUGCUAGUGGAGCCCAGAGAGAUGCCCAGGUUUCAAAGCUGAUGGCCAUGAUUGAGAGUAUGGUGCAAGAUAAUGGAAGUACCUAUUACACCAAUAAGAUAUAUGAAUCUGUGGAAGUGCUUCUCCAGAAAGACAUGAAGGCACUCCAACAAUGUGAUCAGGAGCAGUUUGAGAGGAGUAUUGAAGAAAUCAGGCAGAAAUAUGAGAAACUAAUGGAAGAGUUGAAGCAGAAAAAGCAAAUGUGGGAGGAAAAAAUGGAAAACUGGGAAAAGAAAAUGGAAAACUGGGAAAAGAAAAUGAAAAACUGGGAAAAUAAAAAUGAAAAGUUUGAGAAGCUAAAUAAAGAAUAUGAGAAGGAAAAGGAAGAAUAUGAGAUGGAAAAGAAAAAAUAUGAGAAGGAAAAGGAAGAAUAUGAGAAGCAAAAGGAGGAAUAUGAAAAGCAAAAGAGCAACUUUUCUGAUAAAAAAGAGUCAGAAGAAAAUGAAAGGUACUGGAGAUAUUAUGAGAAUUAUCAAAAUAUCUUUUUAAAGGUUGCAGAGCUAAUUGUCCCUUUGAUAUCUGAAUUCAUGAAAUUGUAUUUCAAAAAAUAAUUUAAGACCUAACAACCAGGAUUCUUUUAUAUCUAGUUUCUGCUAUGAACUGAAUUCAUAAAGACAUACAGUUUU
Molecule: messenger RNA, 1606 nt
Organism: Monodelphis domestica (gray short-tailed opossum)
Lineage: Eukaryota; Metazoa; Chordata; Mammalia; Didelphimorphia; Didelphidae
Product: GTPase IMAP family member 4-like
Molecular function (GO): GTP binding
Source: RefSeq, a predicted model, not a curated record